Molecule: messenger RNA, 480 nt
Organism: Symphalangus syndactylus (siamang)
Lineage: Eukaryota; Metazoa; Chordata; Mammalia; Primates; Hylobatidae
Product: small ribosomal subunit protein eS27-like
Biological process (GO): translation
Cellular component (GO): ribosome
Molecular function (GO): structural constituent of ribosome
Source: RefSeq, a predicted model, not a curated record
AUAUAUUGACUGUGUAUUUCCAUACAAAGAUAUGGCAAAACUUCUGAAAAAAUAUCACUGGUAGCUUUCUAACCAAAUAUAAGUAGAUAUGAUUUAAUUAAAUGUCCUUUUCCCACGGUGACGACCUAUCCACACAAGAACAUGCCUCUAGCAAAAGAUCUCCUUCAUCCCUCCCCAGAAGAGGAGAAGAAGAAACACAAGAAGAAACGCCUAGUGCAGAGCCCCAAUUCCUUCUUCAUGGAUGUGAAAUGCCCAGGAUGCUAUAAAAUCACCAUGGUCUUUAGCCAUGCACAAAUGGUAGUUUUGUGUGUUGGCUGCUCCACUGUCCUCUGCAAGCCUACAGGAGGAAAAGCAAGGCUUACAGAAGGAUGUUCCUUCAGGAGGAAGCAGCACUAAAAGCACUCUGAAUCAAGAUGAGUGGGAAACCAUCUCAAUAAACACAUUUUGGAUAAAAAUAAAAAAAAUUAAAAUUAAAAUUAA